AUGGGAGGAAGACGCCAACGAAUCGAUUUGGGUGACGAUGAGGCAUCCAACAAGAAGCAAAAGGCAGACGAUGACAACGCGGAAGCGGAAGCGCAAACGCACAACCCAUGGACCGGUCUACCUUACUCUCAAAAGUACUACUCCAUUUUGAAAAAGCGUUUCACAUUGCCUGUCUAUCAAUUCAAGCAAGAACUGUUGAAAAAAGUUAUGGCUAAUCAGUGCGUCGUUGUGGAGGGAGAGACAGGUUCUGGAAAGACUACUCAAAUUCCCCAGUUUCUAUUGGAAGCUGGUUUGGCUUCACAGGGAGAAACCUGCAUUGCUUGUACACAACCGCGUCGAGUUGCCGCAACAAGUAUCGCCGCGCGUGUCGCCGAUGAGAUGGAUGUCCAACUUGGUCAGGAAGUCGGUUACACUAUUCGUUUUGAAGAUGUCAGUGAUCCCAACAGGACUGUCUUGAAAUUCGUGACAGACGGUAUGUUGCUGCGAGAAGCCAUGCAUGAUUCCCUGUUGUCAAGAUACAGCGCAAUUGUUCUGGAUGAGUGUCACGAACGCACUCUGGCGACAGAUGUUAUUAUGGGCUUGCUUAUGGAAAUUCUACCCAAACGAACGAAGGGAUCCAAACACGGGGAGCUAAAGGUGGUCGUGAUGAGUGCGACACUCGAUGCCAAAAAAUUUCAAGAAUACUUCAACGAUGCUCCACUCAUGAAAGUGCCUGGCCGAACAUUCCCAGUCGAAGUAUUUUUCACUGCCAAGGCCGAAAGAAACUAUGUCGAAGCAGCCGUGAGAACGACCCUUCAUAUCCAUCAAUGUGAAGAACCGGGUGAUAUACUUGUCUUUCUGACAGGAGAGGCAGAAAUUGAACAAGCUUGCGAAGAGAUACGAAAAACGGCCGGUUCAAUGGCUCGAGACCAUGGAGAACUUGUGGUAUACCCAUUGUACUCGUCGCUGCCGCCAGAAGCACAGCGAAAGAUCUUUAGUGCUGCCCCAAAAGCACAAGUUGCUGGAGGACCACCCGGCCGAAAAGUUGUCGUGUCCACUAAUAUUGCCGAAACAAGUUUAACAAUCGACGGAAUCGUCUACGUUGUGGACCCAGGAUUCUCAAAACAAAAAGUAUACAAUCCACGUAUCCGAGUCGAAUCGCUUCUGGUAUCCCCCAUUUCUCGGGCUAGUGCAAGACAACGUUCAGGUCGUGCAGGUAGAACGCGACCAGGAAAGUGCUUCCGACUAUAUACUGAGCAGAGUUUUCACAAGGACCUCCAAGAAACGACGUAUCCCGAAAUUCUACGAUCAAAGAUGAGUAAUGUGGUUUUGACUUUGAAGAAACUCGGAAUCGAUGACUUGGUCCACUUCGACUUCAUGGAUCCUCCAGCUCCAGAAACGCUGAUGCGUGCCCUAGAGCUAUUGAACUACCUUGGGGCUCUUGACGAUGAAGGAGAAAUGACUGAGCUGGGAUAUCAAAUGAGUGAACUACCACUGGAUCCUCAACUGGCAAAGCUGAUUCUUGUCAGUCCCGAUUAUGGAUGCUCUGCGGAGAUUGUCACAAUUGUCGCCAUGUUGAGUGUACCACAAAUCUUCCUCCGACCUCGUGAGCAAGCAAAGGCAGCUGAUGAAGCUAAAGCGCAGUUCACCCAUGCCGACAGUGAUCACUUGACUCUGCUCCGAGCAUUCAAUGAAUACAACAUGGUACCUGAAAGAGAAAGGAAAAAUUGGUGUUGGGAAAACUUUAUCAGUGAGCGUGCCAUGAUUAGUGCAAACAAUGUCAGAAACCAGAUCAUUGGCAUUAUGAAGAGACUAGAUUUGGCAUAUGUCUCAUCCGACAUCAAGGGGGAUGGGUCCUUUUCUAGCAUGGACAUUCGGAAGGCUUUGACAGCUGGCAUGUUUAUGCAAGUAGCGUACCGUCAACGAUCUGGGGAAUACUUGACGGUGAAGGACAAUCAAAACGUUGCUAUCCACCCGAGCUCUGUCGUAAACAACCGACAAGAUUGGGUUAUAUUUGAGGAGUUUGCACUCACCACGAAGAACUUCAUUCGAACAGUCACAUCGACCAAUGUGGAUUGGUUGGUGGAGCUGGCACCCCACUACUUUGACCUCGAGAACUUUCCAAAAUGCGAGGCAAAGGGUGAGCUUGAGAAAGCAUAUCUUCGGAUGUCAAAGAUGUGUAAGAGGUAG
Molecule: messenger RNA, 2169 nt
Organism: Cylindrotheca closterium
Lineage: Eukaryota; Bacillariophyta; Bacillariophyceae; Bacillariales; Bacillariaceae
Source: the annotation of a GenBank genome assembly